UUUCGUCCGUGUUUCCAUCUUCAAGAAGCUGUGCUUUCUUCUAAACAAGGGUUUAUUCUAGGUCUCCAUUUGAUUUAAAGUUAUCAUUUUUCCAUAGUCUAGACGAAUCAAAGAAAUGGGUUUCCAACCUUAUGGGAUUCAGUCGAUGCUUAAGGAAGGCCACAAACAUCUCUCUGGACUUGACGAAGCAGUUCUCAAGAAUAUCGAUGCCUGCAAGCAGCUUUCCACCAUCACCAGAACUUCACUCGGCCCAAAUGGCAUGAACAAGAUGGUUAUCAACCAUCUAGACAAGCUUUUUGUUACUAAUGAUGCGGCUACCAUUGUAAGUGAGCUUGAGGUUCAGCAUCCUGCUGCCAAGCUUUUAGUUUUAGCAGGUAAGGCUCAACAAGAGGAAAUAGGAGAUGGUGCAAACCUCACAGUUUCGUUUGCGGGAGAGCUGCUUCAAGGUGCAGAAGAGCUAAUUAGGAUGGGACUGCAUCCAAGUGAGAUCAUUACUGGGUAUACAAAGGCCAUUGCCAAGACUAUUGAAAUCUUGGAUGAGCUGGUUGAGAAGGGAUCUGAAGUUAUGGAUGUGAGGAGUAAGGAUGAAGUUAUUAGAAGAAUGAAAGCGGCUGUUGCAAGCAAGCAAUAUGGACAAGAGGAUGUCUUAUGUUCUUUAAUUGCUGAUGCAUGUAUACAAGUCUGUCCCCAAAAUCCUGCCAACUUUAUUGUGGAUAAUGUCCGCGUGGCAAAACUGUUGGGUGGAGGGUUGAACAAUUCGACUAUUGUUCGUGGUAUGAUUUUGAAGAAUGAUUCUGUUGGAACUAUAAAGAAAGUGGAAAAGGCAAAGGUUGCUGUUUUUGUUAGUGGUGUUGAUACAUCUGCAACUGAAACCAAAGGAACAGUUCUUAUUCAUAGUGCAGAGCAGCUAGAAAAUUAUGCAAAAACAGAGGAAGCUAAAGUUGAGGAGUUAAUCAAAGGUGUUGCUGAGGCAGGCGCUAAAGUUAUUGUUAGUGGGGCGGCAGUUGGAGAGAUGGCCCUUCACUUUUGUGAGCGCUACAAGCUUAUGGUAUUGAAAAUCAGCUCCAAAUUUGAACUAAGACGAUUUUGUCGAACUACUGGUGCUGUUGCUAUGUUGAAGCUUGGUCUGCCAAAUCCAGAUGACCUUGGUUAUGUGGAUUCUGUAUCAGUGGAGGAAAUUGGUGGAGCUAGGGUUUCCAUAAUUAGGAAUGAAGAAGGUGGGAACUCUGUUUCAACUGUGGUUUUACGUGGAAGUACUGAUAGCAUAUUGGAUGAUCUGGAAAGAGCGGUUGAUGAUGGUGUCAAUACGUACAAGGCAAUGUGCAGGAACAGCCGUAUGGUACCUGGAGCUGCAGCUACAGAAAUUGAAUUAGCUAGAAGAUUAAAAGAGUUCUCAUUCAAAGAGAUAGGACUUGAUCAAUAUGCUAUUGCAAAAUUUGCUGAGUGCUUUGAGAUGGUUCCUAAAAUUUUGGCUGAUAAUGCUGGUCUGAAUGCAAUGGAAAUUAUUUCCUCCUUGUAUGCUGAGCAUGCAUCUGGAAACACUAAUGUUGGUAUUGACCUAGAGGAAGGUGUAUGCAAGGACAUCUCUACAUUGAAUAUUUGGGACCUCUAUGUGACCAAGUUAUUUGCUCUAAAAUACGCUUCAGAUGCUGCUUGCACGGUUCUACGAGUAGAUCAGAUUAUAAUGGCUAAACCUGCUGGUGGCCCUAGGAGAGGAGACCAACCCGCUGGGAUGGAUGAGGAUUGAUUCCUUAUAACUAUUCUGAAUCAUCUAAAUGCAUGUUUGGUUUUCUUCUUAUUAUGAGCAUUAAUUUUGUUUAUCAUGUAGUAGUUUUGAAGAGGGUUCUUUCUUUGUGUUCACUUUUGGUUUGUGUUGCUUCUCCAACUGAGGAAGACUAUUAUUUAUGUUUUGUAAGCCAUGCUUAUAGGGUUUUUUCAAUUAUGACUACUUUUAAUCUUUUUU
Messenger RNA from Impatiens glandulifera, 1963 nucleotides. Its product is annotated as T-complex protein 1 subunit theta-like. Bases 116 to 1747 code for a protein of 543 amino acids. Gene Ontology annotation, cellular component: chaperonin-containing T-complex. NCBI's taxonomy places the organism in Eukaryota, Viridiplantae, Streptophyta, Magnoliopsida, Ericales, Balsaminaceae. Gene Ontology annotation, molecular function: ATP binding; ATP hydrolysis activity; ATP-dependent protein folding chaperone. Gene Ontology annotation, biological process: protein folding. The record is from RefSeq and is a predicted model, not a curated record. The transcript is spliced from 13 exons.